This is a messenger RNA of Odontomachus brunneus, 2250 nucleotides long. RefSeq names its product cyclin-K (gene CycK). The record is from RefSeq and is a predicted model, not a curated record. Gene Ontology annotation, molecular function: cyclin-dependent protein serine/threonine kinase activator activity. Lineage: Eukaryota; Metazoa; Arthropoda; Insecta; Hymenoptera; Formicidae. The transcript has 8 exons. Bases 474 to 1718 code for a protein of 414 amino acids. Gene Ontology annotation, cellular component: cyclin/CDK positive transcription elongation factor complex; nucleus. Gene Ontology annotation, biological process: positive regulation of DNA-templated transcription, elongation; regulation of transcription by RNA polymerase II.
CUAGUUUCGGUUUAACCGCCGGCAUGUUAAGACGUGUUUGAACGUGUUGAACGUGUUCAGACCGGUGAUUUUUGGAAGUUGCCUUUGGAACCUACCAAGGCCCUACUCAUUCAUACCUAUUCUCUUACAUUUCCAAAUUCGUCAAAGCGUGAGAUAUUCUAUCUAAAUUCAUCUUUUGCUAUCUCUCACAUAUACGAUGGAAGCAUUUAUCUGUGCAAUGGCAUAGGGCCACUUAAGAGUGCGCUCAGCAAUAAUUGAAGUCUGAAGGCUUAAUAUCUCGUAGCGGAGACUUUGGAAACUACACUUUAGCAAAUCAGCUGAUCUACCGCGAGGACCGAACGUGAGUGUAUUUUACCUUGCGUAUGUACAAUGUGUGAUACAUAUUAUAAUAAUUUGUGUUAAACUGACAAGAAAAGAAUUCAUUAAGGAAUUAUUAAGUAUUUUUUGAAUAAGUAAAUCAAAGGUGUUUAAACAUGCCAUGCUGGUACUAUGAAAAGAAAGAACUACGAAACACACCAUCCAUUCAGGAUGGUAUCGAUUACGAGACAGAAUGUAGAUACAGGAAAGAAGGCGCACGUUUCAUAAUCGACACCGGUACAAAAAUGGAUUUAGGUUAUAAUACAAUGGCAACGGGUGUCGUUUACUUUCAUCGAUUUUAUAUGUUCCACUCGUUUAAGAAUUUCCCGCGAUACGUAACAGCUUGCUGCUGUUUGCUCUUGGCUGGUAAAGUUGAAGAAACUCCAAAGAAAUGUAAAGAUAUUAUACGAACUGCUAAGACUUUAGUAUCUGAACAAAAAUUUAUGACAUUUGGAGAAGAUCCUAAAGAAGAAGUUUUAACACUGGAAAAAAUUUUAUUGCAAACUAUUAAAUUUGAUCUACAAGUGGAGCAUCCAUAUAGCUAUUUAUUGAAAUAUGCAAAGUGUCUUAAAGGUGAUAAAAAUAAGUUACAAAAAAUGGUACAAAUGGCUUGGACAUUUGUUAAUGAUAGCUUAUGUACUACCCUGUCACUACAAUGGGAACCAGAAAUCAUAGCUGUUGCUCUAAUGUACUUAGCUGGAAAGUUAAGCAAGUUUGAAGUAUUAGACUGGGCUGGAAGACAGCCAAAACACUUGCGUUGGUGGGAUAUGUUUGUUGAAGAUGUGACUAUGGAUCUUUUAGAAGAUAUUUGUCAUCAAGUAUUGGACUUAUAUUCACAAGCAAAUAAUACAAAGCCACCCGAUUCACCACCUAUAAUACCGUCUAGUGAAGUGUGUAGAGAACGACCCAGUGCUGUUACUAAUGUAGAAUCUGCAUCUAAUACACCAAAUGUGACUCCUGGAAAAUCUUCCAAGAUCGAAACACCAGUGGUUUCUGCAAAUGGCUGCCCACCAGCAGAUAUUACAGAUACAAUAAAACCAAUGGACGUCCCAGCGACGCAUUUUCCCACCUACCCGGCAAAUUUCGCGGCAUCUAACAAUACAAAUUAUCCGGCAGCGUUCCCGCCUGCGAACGUUUCGGUUCCACCACCUCCUGUCAACACAAUGAACCAUAUCGUACCGACGAUGCACCAUAUUGGAUCUUCCGCUGCUAUUCGUCCCACACCAUCGUCGGUACCGACUACGAACCAGCCGCCAUUUCAGCCGUAUUCUUAUCCAACAAACACACCGUAUUUUUCAGCAAAUAAUCCAAUUCCACCAUCUGCCGCGCCACCACGCAAUUAUUACCCGCCGCAACCAUAACGGAAGGCAAUGUGUUGUGCGUACGAUAUAAACUGUAUUUACAUGGACAUUGUUAUCUUAAGUAAAGAUAAACUUAUUAAAAUAUUAAAAAUCCUAUUAGUGUAAAUUUUGUACAGACAUACGUCGUACUUUUAUAUUUGCUGUUGUUAGCAAUGGUUGUUAGCAAAUCUUGCUUUUUUCUACUAUUAUAACAACCAUUCUCUCUUUCUUUUCUAGCAAAUAUCACCAAUAUAUUUAUCAGAACAAAAAGAAUUAUAACUCGAUUCGGUUUACGUCUGGUUAAUUCAGAAAUUAUUUUCAUAGGAAAAUAAAAUGACAUAUCACAUGUAAAGAUUUCCUUUACUAAAAAAGUUCUCUGCAAAUUUGAAGCGUUGUAAUUUGCCAGGUAUUUCACUGUUUAGAAUCUUCACAAUUGGUUCUGCACACUUUGAAUCUAAUACAAAACCAUCAAUGUACAAUAUAUAUAAUUUAGCUGACAUGUUUAUGAACUCAGCGUAAGAUAAAACUGAAAUAGAUGAUAAAUUUUGAUUUA